This is a messenger RNA of Peromyscus maniculatus bairdii (prairie deer mouse), 1121 nucleotides long. Lineage: Eukaryota; Metazoa; Chordata; Mammalia; Rodentia; Cricetidae. The record is from RefSeq and is a predicted model, not a curated record.
GAAAGUCUGUGGGAGUGGUGACGACCACCAGGGUGCAGCACGCCUCUCCAGCUGGCACCUACGCGCACACGGUGAACCGGAACUGGUACUCGGAUGCAGAAAUGCCUCCUUCUGCGGUGCAGGAGGGCUGCAAGGACAUUGCCACGCAACUCGUUACCAACAUGGACAUUGAUGUGAUUCUCGGUGGAGGUCGCAAGUUCAUGUUUCCCAAGGGGACACCAGACCCUGAAUACCCAAAUGACACUGCCCAAUAUGGAACCAGGCUGGAUGGACAGAACCUCGUUCAAGAGUGGCUGGCAAAGCACCAGGGGGCCCGGUAUGUUUGGAACCGCACGGAGCUCUUUCAGGCGUCCGAGGAUCCCAAAGUGACUCACCUCAUGGGCCUCUUUGAACCAGCAGAAAUGAAAUAUGACAUCUACCGAGACCCCACCCAGGACCCCUCCCUGGCGGAGAUGACAGAGGUGGCCGUACACAUGCUGAGCAGGAACCCCCGAGGCUUCUACCUCUUUGUGGAAGGGGGUCGUAUUGACCAAGGCCAUCAUGCGGGCACGGCCUACCUGGCACUGACUGAGGCCGUCAUGUUCGACUCGGCCAUUGAUAAGGCGGACCAGCUCACCAGUAAGCAGGACACGAUGAUCCUUGUCACUGCUGACCACUCCCACGUCUUCUCCUUUGGUGGCUACACACUUCGGGGGACCUCCAUCUUCGGUCUGGCUCCAGCCAAUGCCCUAGACGGCAAGUCCUACACUUCCAUUCUCUACGGCAACGGCCCAGGCUACGUGCUCGAUUCAGGAGACCGGCCCAGUGUCAACAGUACUCAGAGUGGUGACCCCACGUACCGGCAGCAGGCGGCUGUACCGCUGUCCUCGGAGACCCACGGCGGGGAGGACGUGGCGAUAUUCGCGCGUGGCCCGCAGGCACACCUGGUGCAUGGAGUGCAGGAGCAGAACUACAUCGCGCACGUCAUGGCCUUUGCAGGCUGCCUGGAACCCUACACCGACUGCGGCCUGGCGCCCCCUGCCGGCCAGAGCAGCACCACCACCCCGGGCCCGACCACCACCACCAGGGGCCAGACCACCACCACCCGGGGCCAGACCACCACCACCCGGGGCCAGACCACC